Molecule: messenger RNA, 1281 nt
Organism: Triticum turgidum subsp. durum (durum wheat)
Lineage: Eukaryota; Viridiplantae; Streptophyta; Magnoliopsida; Poales; Poaceae
Source: the annotation of a GenBank genome assembly
AUGAAUCCCCUGACGCAGGUGAAGCGGACGCAGGUGAUAAACCAGAAGGAGGCGGCGCUGGGCCUCAGCGAGGACGCCUCGUGGCACGCCAAGUUCAGGGGCUCCGCCUACGUCUUCGUCGGCGGCGUCCCCUUCGACCUCACCGAGGGCGACCUCCUCGCCGUCUUCGCGCAGUACGGCGAGGUGGUCGACGUGAACCUCGUGCGCGACAAGGCCACCGGCAAGUCCAAGGGCUUCGCGUUCGUCGCGUAUGAGGACCAGAGGAGCACGGUUCUUGCCGUCGAUAAUUUGAAUGGGGCUAAGGUUCUUGGGAGGAUCAUCAGGGUUGACCAUGUGGAGAAGUACAAGAAGAAGGAGGAGGAGGACGAGGAGGAGCUGCAGAAGAAGAGGGAGGAGCGCGGCGUGUGCUAUGCUUUCCAGAAAGGCGAGUGCAACCGUGGAGAUGCCUGCAAAUAUUCCCAUGAUGAACAGUCUGUGGUAAUAAUGUACACCUGCAUUUCUCAAGAUAAAGAUAUGCUGGAAACUUAUACUUGUACAAGAAAUGCAAACACUGGUUGGGGUUCUAAGGAGGAUGACCCAAAAUGGGAGCAUGACAGGCACCGUGGUCCACAAAAUAAGGGGGAAUCCCGUGGCAUCUGCUAUGCUUUCCAGAAAGGCGAAUGCAGUCGGGGAGAUUCCUGCAGAUUUUCGCAUGAUGAGCAGGUAGCUGUCCUGGGCCGUGGCGUCUGCUACGCUUUCCAGAAAGGCGAGUGCAGUCGCGGAGCUUCCUGCAGAUUUUCACAUGAUGAGCAGAGGAAUGCAAACACUGAUCGAGGUUCUUGGGAGGACAGCAAUGCAAGACGGCAGCAUGACCACGAUCCACCAAAGAGCCACAAAAAUUUCCCUGACAGGAAUAAAGAAGAGACGAGAUCAGGGGAUAGGGAUGGUCAAUCCUCAAGAUCAGAGUUGCACAGGGACCGAGAUUCUAGGUCGAGACACGGCGAUAGAGACACAAAAGAUAGUGACAGGAACAGGCACGAGAAAUCCCCCGAGAGAUCAAGAGGUGACAGGCAGAGAGGCGAUGACAGGGGAAGAGAAGAUAGAUCAGACACAAAAGAUAGGGACAGGAACAGGCAUGAGAAAUCCCCUGAGAGAUCAAGAGGCGACAGGCAGAGAGGCGAUGACAGGGGAAGAGAAGAUAGAUCAGAGAGCAGACGGUCUAGGCACGACAUAGACUCUGGUGGCCGUCACGAAAGAAGGGGUGACGAAGAGGAAGAACGGUACCGGAAAUCACGGAGAUAA